Anopheles funestus (African malaria mosquito) is the source of this 3250-nucleotide messenger RNA. RefSeq names its product transcription factor 25 (gene Nulp1). Gene Ontology annotation, cellular component: RQC complex. Lineage: Eukaryota; Metazoa; Arthropoda; Insecta; Diptera; Culicidae. Gene Ontology annotation, molecular function: protein binding. The coding region runs from base 668 to 2902 and encodes 744 amino acids. The transcript has 5 exons. The record is from RefSeq and is a predicted model, not a curated record.
CCAAUGCAAAUGUUUGACAUUACGCUGAGCUUUUCCUCAUCGCACGAAGAAAUCAUACUGACUGCGCAGUCAAAUUCGGAAGCCAAGAAGAUUCGUGCGAAAAUAUUGUAGCCUCUCCCCGCUAGUGCGUACGGUUCCGUGCAUCGAUCGCCAAGACGCAUUAGUUGUUGGUCCGUAUAUUAACUGAACUGCAUAUCCUUGCAGUGGUACACAUGACCCUGUUGUGCAUAUAAACAGAGCCACGAACGCGGUCACUGUGUACGCACUUUCCAGAACUAGCAAAAUAAGUGUGUUUGAGACGAUAACAAAUGGGAUAGUGUUGUGAUUAACACGCGAAUCUGAAACGAAAUCGGAAUUGCCAACCUCUGCCUCUGUCCUGUGUCGUCAUAUUUGUUGUGCGUGCUGUUGUGUAGCCGCUGACGUCGGCAUCAUCUGGUAGUGCAGUACAGCCGAAGAUCCAAGGGGCAACAUAGUGUUCAUGUUCGCGAAAUUUUCCUUCCCAUCUUGAGCAUACUUUCUCUGCCCAUUCCCUGUUCCGAAGUGUACCCUUGUUGCCUUUUUUCAAAAAAUUACUUGAGUCGUGCAGCGUGUCAAACGUCGUAGAUUCAUUGAAUUCCUUAUUCGACUUUAAGUUCGUUGCAACCGCGUGUUGCAUGUUGAGGGCAAGAUGUCCUAUCGAAUUCUGCGCAAGCUGCAGGGCAACGAGCUGGAGAUAAAGGAACAGAUCGAUGAGGUGUCGGAUGGUGGCGAUGCCGAUUACGACACCAACAGUACCAGCAGUCAGAACCGCAACAACAACAAGAAGCAGCUCAACAUCAAUCGAUACGAUCUGCUAAAUCAGCAACAAUCGCUGUCCGAGAGUGAGGUAAAAGAGGACGAUAACGAUGAAACGGAAAAGGACGUAGCGGACGGACCGGUCAAUGUGCAUCUGGCUGAGGCGAAGAAGCGCAAGAAAAAGAAGAAGAAGAAGACGGGCAAAUAUAUCUCUAGCUCGGCGCGACGCAGCAGCGAGGACAAUGCCGACAUUGAGGACGAUUUUACGCGCACGGUAAAGGAAGUGGACAAAUUGUUUGGUAAUUUCCCGCGCGACUCGGACCACCACCAUCAUCACCAUCAUCAUCACCACCAUCACCAUGCUGAAGGAGGUGGUGUGGCCAGUGAUGGUAAACCGGUGGGUCCGGUGGUACCCGGUGGUCUGACCGGCAAAUCGUUGCUGAAUGUGCAGCAUAAAAAUCUGAACCCGCAGUACGAGAUGAAGCGCAUGUUCGGCAGCAAGGUCGUCGGUGAUCAACAAAAUAAACGACGCAAUGCCCGUGGUGCGUCAAGGCUACAAAAGUCAACCUAUUUGGUGAACCCGAAAGACUCCUGGCCACCGGUUGGCAAAUCCGGUAUCUACAUGAACUUGGUGCAGGCACCGGAACCGACCACAUCUACAUCCGCAACAGGUCCGAAGGCAAUCUUUGACAAGAACGUGAUCUACUUUGCGUUCGAGCACAGUCCCUCGUACCGGCAGGUGCAGCAAAAGUUUCUCGAUGCCGUCGAGAGCAUGGACUCGGAGAACAUCAUUCACAUCAUCAACCAGUACCCGUACCACGUGGAUUCACUGAUUCAGCUGAGCGAGCUGUGUAAAAUGAGCGAUGAUCAUGCAAUGGCUUCGGAGCUGAUCGAACGCGCCCUGCUCGCACUCGAGUCAUCUUUUCACACGAUGUUUAGCCUGACGCAGGGCAACUGUCGGUUGGAUUAUCGGAGGCAGGAAAAUCGUGCGCUCUUCAUCACGCUCUUUAAGCACUCCCAGCAUCUGGAGUCACGGGCCUGCUCUCGGACCGCUCUAGAGGUAGCCAAGUUGAUACUGUCGUUCGAUCCCGUUAACGAUCCGCUCGCCAUGAUCCUGAUCGUCGAUUACUACGCAAUACGGGCGAAGCAGUACGAGUGGCUGGUGACGCUGUACGAGGAAUGGGACGCCACGAACAACCUGUCCCAGCUGCCCAACAUGGCUUACUCGUACGCGAUGGCUCUCUUCCAUCUGAAGCGCCCCGAAGCUGCCGAUAAAGCGUUACAGUAUGCGCUGUUGAUGUUUCCCGGUGUACUGCGUCCGCUGAUGGAUGAGCUGUCGAUACAGGCGGACAGUCGGGUCGCGGGACACAACUAUUUCGGACCGGGCUCGUACAAUAAGGCGCUGGUAGCGCUUCAACAGCUGAUGUCGCUGUACGUUUGCCGUUCAAAGCUGGUCUGGCGCGAUGCAGAACUGUUGCCCUGGUUAGAACGCAACGUGAAUACGGUACUGGAUCGGGUAGACGCCAAGGAAGACGUCAUUGCUGAGUAUUCUACCAAGCGAAGCCAAAGGUACGCAAAUCCACCUCGGCAAGUGCUUCGUCACAUUGUGCUGUCGGAUUUUAAGGAAAAAGUUCCGCUAGCUCAGUUCAUAAAGAAGGAAACGGAUCCCAUGUUAAUGUACGAUCCUCUGCCUCCACUGGAUUCCAUCAACAUCUACACCAGCAGACCUACUUUGACGUCGAGCACCAAUCGGGCUUCGAACGAUCCGUUGCAUCUCUUCUUUCAAUCAUUGCUUCCUAACUUCAACGCUCAAGCACAACCUGGCCCACCGGCUGCUCCUCAACAGCCACCGCAGGCUAAUAAUGCUGCAGCAGGUCCCGCUGCAGUUGCUGCUGCCGGAGGUGCGGCUGCCGGAGGUGCUGCUGCCGGGGGUGCGGCUGCUGGUGGUACCGGUGCCCCCGACUGGGACCUUCUAAGCAUGGCAGCCUACAGCAAUACGCUUGUUACGAUCGUGGAAGCGAUGCGUGAGUUCCUAUCCGGUAUACGUGCGCUCGAGCGACCAAACGAUGCGGACGUGGAUGAGGCGGAAAGCAGCGAAGAGGACGAACCGAAUGAUUUUCUGAUGUAAACGACCAGGCGCCUCCAUCGACAAACAACACGGAAAGAACUGCUGAAAUGCUAACAACGUAAUCUUAUUCAUAUAUCUACAAACAUAAAUAUGCGCUGUGGAAUGGCAACGGCCGAUAAAGUUAGUCAUUAGUGAAUAGUUUCAUAUAUCGCUGCCUCUUUCGGUUAGGUGUGUAUUGUCGGAGUUCAGUUUUCGAUUGUGUUGUUGAAUGAUGCAAAACAAAACAAAACAAAAAAAAAACACCUAAAGUCCCGCCAGUACGAUAGGAUCGUGCUAUAUGUGCGGGGUUAGUUUUGUAAGGGCUUAAAACAUGUACUUGCGUACUUUAUACUGUUUCGAACGAAUUUU